Molecule: messenger RNA, 838 nt
Organism: Drosophila innubila
Lineage: Eukaryota; Metazoa; Arthropoda; Insecta; Diptera; Drosophilidae
Product: respirasome Complex Assembly Factor 1
Exons: 3
Coding region: 122-532 (136 amino acids)
Biological process (GO): mitochondrial respirasome assembly
Source: RefSeq, a predicted model, not a curated record
UUAUCGAUAUCACCUGUAACUUUUUAUCGGCAUAGCCAACUUUACUGAUAGUGAAAAAUUAUUAAUUAAUUAAUUAAACGAGUUGAAAAUUAAAUUUGUAAUAGAACGAAUCACACAAAAAAUGGCCACCAAGACGAACACUAUUGAACGCAACUCAAACGGAACUGCCAAGUCAACAUCUCUGCGAGAAAUUUGUGCGCGGGCCUUGACAAAAUCGGAAUGGGAAGACAAGGAUGAGUUUCUGGACGUGAUUUAUUGGUCGCGUCAGGUGUUUGGCAUUCUACUCGGCAUCAUCUGGGGCAUUGUGCCGCUCAAAGGUUUUCUGGGCCUCGUGCUAUUUGCCGGCAUCAGCUGUGGCGUUGUCUAUUUGUAUGCCAUCAACUUUCAGAAUGUGGAUGAGGAUGCCUACGGCGGAGCAUGGGAAUUGGUGAAGGAGGGAUUUAUGACAUCGUUUGCCGGCUUUUUAGUGACGUGGAUAAUCUUCUAUACCGGCCUGCAUUACGAUACGAUAAUGGCGGCAAAGGCCUCAUAAUACUAGCCAUAUCCGGAGUUGGAGAUUUGCACUGCAAGAGAAGCAAUAAUAAUUGAUUCCAGAGUCCAAACGAAUGCUAUUCCCGCAAUAUCCAUUUGCAGCGCCAAAGCAUACCAUUAACCGCCUAAUUUUUUGUCCGUGUAGAUUGUUAAACUUUUAGACAAUUACGAUAACGAUGUAUGCAUUUGAUUUAAUUAUUUACAAUAAUCACCGGUUGUAUUUGCGAAUUUGCGAUUUUUCUGUGAAAAAUACAAAUCAGCAACCUGUUGAAAAUUAAGAUCUAUAAAGUGCAAAAGAAUAUAUUCA